This is a messenger RNA of Tupaia belangeri chinensis (Chinese tree shrew), 937 nucleotides long. RefSeq names its product protein MENT-like. Gene Ontology annotation, biological process: regulation of cell population proliferation. The transcript is spliced from 3 exons. The coding region runs from base 1 to 684 and encodes 227 amino acids. Lineage: Eukaryota; Metazoa; Chordata; Mammalia; Scandentia; Tupaiidae. The record is from RefSeq and is a predicted model, not a curated record.
AUGUUUGGUCUUACAGAGAAAGGGAAAGGGGGCCGGGCGCCUGCCGAGCUCUUGGCCGCCACGGUGACAGGGACAGGCCAGAGCCGGACGUACUUGUCCAGGGAGGAGGAUGAGUCCUUGGAAGAGGGUGUUGUGAUUGACGCCCGAAAGAGCACCAGCGUGAGGACGGCCACUACUUCUCUCAUCGAGGGCAAGUCCAGGCCCACGUUCAUAGCCAACAGCCAGGAGCCACCCCCAGCCAUGCCAGCCCCUGAGGAUCUGCGGCUGGUGCUGAUGCCCUGGGGCCCGUGGCACUGCCACUGCAAGUCCGGCACGAUGAGCCGAUCCCGGGCUGGGAAGCUGCAGGGCCUUUCUGGGCGCCUCCGAGUGGGGGCGCUGAGCCAGCUCCGCACGGAGCACCGGCCUUGCACCUACCGGCAAUGUCCCUGCAACCAGCUGCGGGAGGAGUGCCCCCUGGACUCAGAGCUCUGUCCUGACAGCAACUGCGCCUCUCGGGCCACCACCAGGAACCCUCGCACCACCACUAGAACCUUUCCAGACAUCCACCUGAGACGCAGACCCAGCCUGCCUCCCAUCCCAGCUCUUGAUUUUUGGAAACAGGUCAGGACUGGCCUGGAGGAUAUUUGGAACAGCCUCUCUACAGUGUUCACAGAGAUGCAGCCAGUAGACAGAAGGCAGAGGUAAAUUCCCACUCCAUCCACAAGAGGUGUCAGCAUUUCAACCUCUCUUCCCUUCAAUCCCAGUGCCCACGAGAUAUUUUUAGUACAGAAAGACUGGAAAAAAUGUUUGGUCUUGUGGGGUUUUUUUUUUGGAGAUUUAUCUAAAAGAAUUACAAAUCCCUUUAACCCUAAAACUGAACUGCACUUCCUGUCCCCCAGAAGAAAAUGUUUAUAUUGUUCGUAUUUACUGCCAAUGCAUUUUUUUUUUAAGGUUUUGC